AGCGCCCACUUCGAAUCGGAAAUUAUUCCAAUUUGGAGUGAUUUAGAGUUAAAAUGAGAAUUUUGGCAGUGAGAUGUACAUGAUCCUAUUAACAGAUGCUGUUCUUAAUUUGAUUUCACAAAUUUCGUUCAGUCAUGGGGUCUGUCACACAGUUUGCGUUUGGCGCGGCGGUCGGUGUUGCUCUUUUCAUGGGAGCGAACACAGCUAGACGGUUCUUUUUCCUUCCAAGAACCACAAACCAGACAGAAAGGAGAAAUUCAGCCGACGAUCCUUUGCCAAGAUCUUUGGAACACAUGCAUUCGAUACAAAGUGCAGUGACCCCAGUGCGUAAUUUAUCUGAUACUUCUGAGGCGGAAGGAAAUGCUGUCAUUGACGAUCCAGAAAUAAAACUAGAAGGACAACAUCUAUUGAACCUUUUGUUCAACAUUGCGGAAGAUCAGGCCAGAAGAGAAGGGUACAUUCACCGUGGAAUUACCUGUAACUCUUGCCAAGCAAGUCCGAUUUGUGGAAUACGAUAUAAAUGUUCUAGUUGUGUUGAUUAUGAUGUGUGCGAGCGUUGUGAAGCGAGAGAUGAUCAUAACAAAACUCAUCUGUUUCUGAAGAUCAGAAUUCCAAUGCCUCCUCUCACAAAUCCUAGAGCACCUUGCAUUAAACCUCUCUACCCAGGUAUCAAGGAUCAUCCCUGUGACUUGUCUUGGGAUGACAUUCAAAGUCUCCGUGAGCAAACUUACUUUGAUCAAUCAGAGAUAGAAGCACUUGUUGAACAGUUCAAAACUCUGGCCACUAAGAAAGAGGGAAUUACUCGUGAGGUGUUUGACAAAUGUUUAGGACCCUUGGGACAACACAAGAAUCUUGUCAUGGAUCAGAUGUUUAAAUUUUAUGAUCAAAAUGAUGAUGGUAUCAUUGACAUUGAUGAGUUUGUCAUUGGUUUGUCCAUUCUUGUGAAAGGAAGUGAGAAAGAGAAGAUUUCUUAUGCUUUUGCAGGCUGUGACAUUGAAAAGAAAGAGUACAUUUCUAAAGAGAACCUUAGAAACAUGUUCAAAGCAUACUUUGAAAUAAGCCUUGAACUUGUUCGUGAUGUUGUGAGAUCAUGUGAAGAAGAAAUGAUGGCAUCUUUUGAUGACUCAGGUGACAAGCCAGUAUCUGCAAUAUUUAAUGCUCCUAUUCCUAGUGAUGCAGGGCCAUCCACAGCAAAUGGCAAACCAGUGAUGUUAAUGAACAACCCAGGGAGUAGCACAAGUGCAAAAGGAGUUGAUGGCAGGUCACCAAUAAUGGAGGCUAUGUCACAAGAUGCCAUAGAUGAAAUGGUGAACAAUGUGUUCCAUUGUGCAGAUAAAGACAAAGAUGGCAAGAUUUCUUUUGAAGAAUUUGAAGCAUGGGCAACAUAUGAUAAUACAAUCCUUGCAUGGUUUGAGGCCCUUGGUACAAUUUUUUAGCUCUCAAACUACAGUUGUCAUCUGUUUUAUUUUAAUUUUGUUAAAAGUGUCUGUUCUUCUGAGUUCAUUUAUUUAUUAAAAUUUCAUUUAUAUAUUAAAAUUAUAGACAGUGUUACAGUCUAUUUGUUUUUGUGAUCUUGUUCCACUUAGUUGACCCAAAUUUAGAGUUUAGGUCAAGUGUUAUGAACAUUUUUUGGGUGAAAUCCAACAAUCAAAAAGUUUUGAAAAAAAUAAAAAACUAUAGUUUGCUCUUCACCUCAAAAGUCAUGUAACAUUUUAUUGUGUUACUGUCAGUGGACAUGAAUUUUUUUGGCUUGAAUCAUCUGAAAGUGGACUAUUGUAGCUAAAACAUGUCUUCAGAGGUUUUUUAGCUUUUGUUAGAGCCAGCUAAUGUAUGUUAUAUUGACUAGUU
This is a messenger RNA of Pocillopora damicornis (cauliflower coral), 1848 nucleotides long. RefSeq lists its product as uncharacterized. Gene Ontology annotation, molecular function: calcium ion binding; zinc ion binding. The record is from RefSeq and is a predicted model, not a curated record. Lineage: Eukaryota; Metazoa; Cnidaria; Anthozoa; Scleractinia; Pocilloporidae.